AUGUCGGCCGCAAGCGAUAUCGAGGAGCCGCCUCCUCCAAUCACGGUCCUCUUGUUGCGAUCACCCGUCUCCAUGACCAAGGGAACCGAUCCGUUUCACGACGCAUUCGGUUCCUUCUGCCUACCAUCGUUCGCAUCCUCCGCCCUCGAGUCCGGUACAUCGACACCGCUGCCGAGCUUGUCAACCAGUGGGAAACCGUCGCUAUCCUCUACGUCAGAGCAUGGCGCCCUUGACCUCAUCAGGACGGCUCUCACGCAGCAAGCCGCUGUUGGAGCAGCAACUACCACCACCAAAUCCUCCACAGAUCACAGCACAUCAUCUUCCGCAUCCACAAUGCUGCCGCUUUCUGCGACUGGCAGGCGCAAGGGCAAGUUCAUCCACGAUCAGCCACGUCUCAUGACCCACCACCUCUCGUACCCUGCAGAUGCGCACGGCGAAGAGAUCGAGAUGGAAUACUGUGUCACCUCAUUUCCUAUCCUAGCUCACACGUUUGUCAAUCAGGACAAAUUCGUCGAUCGCCUCUUGCAUGGCUAUCGCAAGCAACCCGACGACAUUGGGGCGCCAUAUCGCGGCAUGAUCGUUACGAGUCAAAGGGCCGUCGAAGCAUACAUUUCGGCCGGCGUCAAGGCACAAGACGUCCUACGUUGCAAAAACAAGACCUCGUCCAGCUCUCCCACCCAAUGGAAUCGCGUCCCCUUCUUUGCUGUAGGGCCUGCCACCCUGUCAGCAUUACGGAGCGUACCGCUCGCGCCCUGGCUGCGUCCGCGCCUCGUCAUGGGUGGCGAAGCCACAGGAACCGGAGAGACGCUGGCUCGUUACGUUGUGCGUCACUUUUCCUCGCCCUCCAUCUUGGAUCAAAACUCAGACUUGCGCGCAGCUGAACAGGCGCCGCCGCUUCUCUACCUCGUCGGCGACAAGAAUGCCUCCACGAUACCUGAUAUGCUCUCGCAGACAUCACCGCCCACUGGUCCCAUUCCCUUCGAAGAGCUGCAGGUGUACGAGACAAGUCCGGAUCCUCACUUUGCUGAGGGUUGCGAAGUGCUCGCAAGGACGCUUCCUUCGGUGGUCUCGAGGCCUCCCAGUCGACGACCCAGUCAUGGCAGCAUGCAUUCGCGCACCGGCAGCAGACGUCCGAGCGCUGGGAGCGCCGCUUCCAUCGAUCGUCAAGCCUCCUCAGGCAGAAGCGCGAAUCCAAGCCGAAGGCCGAGUGCCGACGAUCUGCACGCAAACGCGCACGCCAAGCACGGAUCCUCGAAUCUGAGCCAUGUUCCUUCCGUCGGCACGCCUCUCGGUGUCAGCACCAUGACGUCUACAGAAGCAGCAGCCGCCGCCCAGCCACGUCUCGACAACCUCGCCAUCCCCAAAGCUGGCGGUGGCUCGCCUCAGAUGAUGGCGUCGCCCGCCCACAUUGAACCCGAGGCUAUCAAUCCUAUCGAAGAGGAGUCGGUGCUGCGGCUAUUGCGAUCCAAGGUCAAAAAUGCCAGCGCUGGGGACGGUGGCAGUGCCAGUUACAACGCUGUGCUUCAACGUAUCGCUCGACCGGAUUGGAUCGUCUUCUUCUCGCCCAGCGGCGUCAACUAUGCUUUGGACGAGUUCCGACGUCGUAAAUGGCUGCCACCGCAGGCAGUGAACUUGCGACAGCAGCAGGAAGCAGAACAGCAACUCGGCGCCAACCCGACCCUCACCUCGCAUGCUCCCGCAUCCGGAAGAGGCCCGACCACCACCACCAACGCCAGCAGCGGCUCGCGCAAGUAUCCACGCAUCGCUGUGCUUGGCAGCACCACGCGAGCCUGGAUGGUGGACAACCUCGGCAUCGAGCCAGAUGCCGUUGCUUCCAAGCCUGGGCCAAAGGAGCUGAAGGAUGCCAUCGAGGCGGUCGAGCUGCGACUUCGAGCCAAAGCGUAG
Molecule: messenger RNA, 1905 nt
Organism: Sporisorium graminicola
Lineage: Eukaryota; Fungi; Basidiomycota; Ustilaginomycetes; Ustilaginales; Ustilaginaceae
Exons: 1
Coding region: 1-1905 (634 amino acids)
Biological process (GO): uroporphyrinogen III biosynthetic process
Molecular function (GO): uroporphyrinogen-III synthase activity
Source: RefSeq, a predicted model, not a curated record